GGCCCCUUACCUGCACCAGUGCACCCACCCGCCCAUCGCGCGCUGCUCGCCGUGCUGCCGCUCCGGUGGCGACGGCCACGCACUGCCGUACGCCACUCCCAGCGAUCUUCUCCACAACCGGCAUCCUUACUCCUUUGCCUUCUUGAUCACAGUGGUCUCCUAAGAGAUACUGCUCUCGAUACACCGCAACCGCAUGAUCCGGAAGGGCUCUGCGUGCUUGAGCCCGCGCGCGCUCAAGCAAAUCCACGGCAACCUCGUUGUCAGCGGCAUCACCUCGCGCAGCCUGCAACCCGUGCGCGAACUUCUCCUCUCCUGCACAGCGUCGUUCCGCGGCGGCAUGGACUACGCGCGCAGGCUGUUCGACGGAAUUCCGCCCCCGGGGCCGGACCUAUUCAUGCACAACACCAUGCUGCGCGGGUACGCGCACGCCGGCGCACCCCACGCGGCGUUCGCGGUGUACAGCCGUAUGGAAACGGUGGGCCUGAGGCCCGACGGGUUCACAUUCUGCAACCUCCUUCGCGCCUGCUGUGCAGGCAUCGGCAUGCCGGCUUGUUCCAGCGCUGGGUGGCAGGUGCAAGCCGUCGUCGUGAAGCUUGGGUUCCUGGAGGACGCGUUCGUGAGGAACGCGCUCAUCAAUAUGCACGCCAAGUGCGGGGACUUGGGCGUCGCCGGCAUGCUUCUUGGUGAAGCCAGCGAGCGGGACAUCGUGGCGUGGUCCGCUGUCAUAGCUGGGCACGCGGGCAGAGGUAACCUGGACGUGGCAAGGCAGAUGUUCGAUCAGUGCCGGCACAAGGACAUUGUGUGCUGGAACGUGAUGCUGGGUGCGUAUGCGAAAUACGGGGAGAUGGAGAAAGCGAGGGAGCUGUUUGAUCGUGCGCCGGAGAAGGAUGUGGUUUCUUGGAACACCAUCAUCACUGGGUACUCGAUGCAGGGAAUGCUGGAGCAAGCGUUGGAGGUCUUUGAUGAGAUGAGGGGUGCAGGGUGGAUGCCUGAUGACGCGACUAUUGUUAGCUUGCUGUCAUGCUGUGCGAAUGCAGGGUCACUUGAUGCAGGGAGGAUGAUACAUUCUUUGCACUUGGAAGGCAGACAAGUAAUAAGUAUUUUGAUUGGAAAUGCAUUGGUAUCAAUGUAUGCAAAAUGUGGGGAUGUCAAUACUGCAUUGGAAGUCUUUAGCAGGAUGAAGGAGAAAAAUGUUUGGACAUGGAAUUCGAUCAUUGGAGGACUAGCCUUGCAUGGACAAGCGGAAAAAUCGGUUCAAUUCUUCAGUAAAAUGCUUGAAGAGAAAAUUCACCCAAAUGAGAUUUCUUUCCUAUGUGUUCUGGGUGCAUGCAACCAUGCCGGACUGGUUGAAGAAGGUCAUAGGUAUUUCUAUCUUAUGAAAGAAAGGUAUGGGAUUGAACCUAAUGUAAAGCAUUGCAGUUGCAUUGUGGACAUGCUUGGCCGUGCUGGUCUACUGGAUGAAGCAUUUCUAAUUGUGAGUGGCAUGAGGCAACAAAAUGCAGUUGUAUGGAGGACCCUGCUUGCCGCCUGCAGAACCCACGGGAAUAUGGCUCUGGGCAAGAUUGCUCAGGAGAAGCUUCUUAGCAUAAGUGGAGAUGCAUGUUGUGACUAUAUACUCCUCUCUGGCAUUUAUUCAUCGUACGGUGAAUGGUCAAGGGUGGAGACAGUGCGAAGAUCUAUGGAUAAAAGAGGGCUAAGGAAAGUAGUUGGCUGUGCUCAGAUUGGCCAUAAAACUGCUGGUCUUUCAACAGCAUAACCGUGAUUUGGGUGAUCUACACUUCUAUUGAGUGGAAAAUGGAAAAGGUGAUAAACGCCCACAAAUGGCUUUUCAUUUCUGCUUGUAUACCAGUGACUGGAAACCGGUAGUAGAUCCCAUCUCAGUCAAGUUAAACCUGCCAUGAUUUCACUGCCAGUAGCAGCUUCUUUAUAUGAAGGUGCACACCAUCAAUCAUCAAGAUGAAAGAACAGGUACAGAAUCACGGCAACACUUGAGAUAGCAGAGAAUCAUAGCAAGAUGUAAUAGGCUUAUAGGCACAUAGACGGUUACAUAAAGAUAGAAGCCUGAUGACCACACUAUUAUAUUGUAUACUUCAUGUGGAAGCAAAUGAUGUGCGAUUUGAUCUAGCGCCUCGCAAGGGCAAUGGCGGAGAGUAAUAUCAGAAGUAUGAGCACAACCAUGGCUCCAAACGAACCAAUGAGCGAUCCAGAGAUACGCUCGCAGAAUGAGUCAAACUGCUGGCAAAUAGCAAGCCAGUUUGCCCUGACAUUGCCCUUGUGUGCUAAGUACACAAUAGCCGCUGCUGCUGAUGCUCCCGCAGUCACCAGUGCUAGCAUUACCUUCAAAAGAAUCACAAAGAAAACAGAUAACUAGGUGAUAUAUUUGUUGAUGAUUCUUUCUUUUCAAUAUAAACAACUUGAGUAACCAUGCGUACUUUCAUGCAGGAUGAUUUUUCAAGUUCUCAAUAUGCUUUGAAUUAGAAAAGGAUGCAGUCUUACUGCAUCAAGAAAGAUCAAGAGGAGCCUGCUGAAUUUGGCCCUGCUCCUAAUGAUGUGCACAAUUGACAAUGGAAGUGAGAGGAUGAGAUAGGCACAGACAAUUGAAUUCGCAACGACGAAGAACCUGCCGAAAAAGAAAGAAAUUGGAAAAGUUGGAGCAUCGGAUACUCAUAGGUUUGUUAUCUGAGAUCAUUGCUAGCUAGAGUUAUUGAGGUUGGCUUACGUUAGAGUCGGAAGAUCACUGUACUGCGCCUUGAACCGGAUGAACUGUGUGAAGAAAGGAAGUGUCUCGUUGGUGGUGCCCAUUGCAAUGGCACUGGCAAGGGUGCCGAUGAUGGCAAUGAAACGAAGUAUGAGAUCAAGCACAGACAGUCCUUUGCUGACCCCCCUGUUCAGGGGCGCCUUGGAUGUCUCGCCAUGCUCCCCGGAUUCUUUCAUUGCGAACUCUCUGAAGCUCUCGCUCUGUGAAACCUGAUUGCUCCAGCUAAUUUGAAGAAUAGAGCCCAUCUUCUUCACAUAUAUAUGCUUGGUGAUUGGCUUGCUGCACGAAGUGCAAAUGGAUUAGGUCGGCUCGAUGCCUGAGCAGGUGGCCGUACAGGGUUUGUUCUGUGAGUACUUCCAGGUGCAUUUCGGUUGACACCUACUCUACUUGCUCCAUGGAGAUCAAUCGCCUCAAUUUGUGCAGAGUUUAUGGUCUCUUUACAUCCGUGGACUUCCAAAUGUGCGCUGCUAUGGGCAUUCGCAUGUCACCGCUAUGUGUCCUAUGUACGAGGCUUCAACUAAACGCUUGUUAGCUCGUUCCAACUCAAGCAUUGUGAUGUUCAACUUUAUGUCAGUUCACGAGAUCCGGGGAUUGUCCGUUUUGAGCUGGUGAAUUAUUUCAUGUUCUUCAAAGAUCCAUAGCUGGUGGUCAUGUGGAGGGUGGAGCAGUGGAGCGUCCAUAGCUGGUUGUUAUCACUUUACUACUUAUUCAUUGAUAACAUAUAUGUUCUCUAUUUGGAGGAAGCAUGAUGGUCGAUUUUUCCCUUUA
Molecule: messenger RNA, 3526 nt
Organism: Panicum virgatum (switchgrass)
Lineage: Eukaryota; Viridiplantae; Streptophyta; Magnoliopsida; Poales; Poaceae
Product: pentatricopeptide repeat-containing protein At5g15300-like
Exons: 2
Coding region: 194-1756 (520 amino acids)
Biological process (GO): RNA modification
Molecular function (GO): protein binding; RNA binding
Source: RefSeq, a predicted model, not a curated record